Molecule: messenger RNA, 587 nt
Organism: Formica exsecta
Lineage: Eukaryota; Metazoa; Arthropoda; Insecta; Hymenoptera; Formicidae
Exons: 2
Coding region: 14-472 (152 amino acids)
Source: RefSeq, a predicted model, not a curated record
AGUCGAUCGUUAAAUGGCAGUUGGACAGGGAACGACAGCGGUACUUCACAUUCCCGAACGAGACGACUCUAGCGGCGCACGAAAAGUGGGACACGUCGGUCAAAUAUUACCAGACGAUGUAUCCAGAUCGAAUAUCCUCGCGCGGCUUAAUAUAAGUUUAUUACAUACGCGAGUGCAUCUCGCGCAGCCAGCAGCUCUAAUGUCAUCAUCGAGCGAGACGACGAAUAUUACUCGAAACUUUCCGCCACCCGCAAACUUCGAAAUGGAAUUACAAGUCGGCGCGGAGAUAAAAACUUGGAAACGAUGCAGCGGGCGCGGGCUCUUGCAUAUUCUAUACGAGAUCGUCCCUAGCGACAACAAAAGUACGGGCCAAGUGCUCGUCUGUUUACCCGGAUUCGGCAUCGCUCGCGUGUGCAGUAGAAAGUGCGGCUUCCGGUGUCCCUAUUUUUAUUUGAGGACUGAGAUUUCCUAGUCUUCAACAAAGUCGCUUUUCUUUGCAGUAAGAACGAUUUUAAAAUAUAAAUAACCGGCGAUAUUAUUCAAAGCGCUACGUAAAACACGUAGAAAGUAUGUAUGUAGAUUGGAUA